Messenger RNA from Metopolophium dirhodum (rose-grain aphid), 800 nucleotides. Its product is annotated as RNA-binding protein pno1. The record is from RefSeq and is a predicted model, not a curated record. The coding region runs from base 148 to 750 and encodes 200 amino acids. NCBI's taxonomy places the organism in Eukaryota, Metazoa, Arthropoda, Insecta, Hemiptera, Aphididae. Gene Ontology annotation, cellular component: nucleolus. Gene Ontology annotation, molecular function: RNA binding. The transcript has 3 exons.
GAUGCUGGAUACCCACAGAUAUAAUCUAAGCAAAUAUAUUAUCGUGUAUGCUUAUAAUAUUUCUGUACGGUCUUUAUAAGACGACGGACCCCACGGACCCCAGACAGACGGUGGACGGAUCACGGAUACUCUUCGUUAUGUGCAAGGAUGUCGACUCACAACAGGCCACUGAGGAAAAUCCAGUCCACCAAGUCGGCGUCAGACAACCGGGAGGUGCGCAAGGUGCCCGUGCCGUCACAUAGGCUAACGCCGCUCAAGGAACACUGGUUAAAGAUCUACACGCCCGUCGUCGAUCAUCUCCGUCUGGAUAUUAGAUUCAACGUCAAAUCGAGAAAUGUGGAAAUCAGAAAUCCCGUUCCCGACGACGAGAUCGGCUCGCAACACUUGCAGAAGGCCGCAGACUUUGUCAAAGCGUUUGUCUACGGGUUCGAAGUGGAAGACGCGUUAGCAUUAAUAAGACUGGACAAUCUGUUUGUCGAAUCUUUUGAAGUGAAAGACGUAAAAACAUUAAAAGGAGACCAUUUGUCUCGUGCAAUUGGACGAUUGGCAGGAAAAGGAGGACGGACAAAGUUUACCAUCGAAAACGUUACUAAAACCAGAAUAGUGUUAGCAGACACAAAAAUUCAUAUACUAGGAUCUUUUCAAAAUAUACAAGUAGCUAUGAGAGCUAUUUGUAAUCUUAUUCUUGGAUCUCCACCUUCUAAAGUUUAUGGACAAUUACAACAACUCUCUAAGAGUAAAGUUCUAUAAAACUGUAUAUGUUAAUAUUAAAAUAAAAAAGUGUUUUUAUUAAUAGAUAA